UUCGUACCGGAAGUAGUUAUUUUCUAUUUCUCUCCUCACGCUGCAGUUAGAAGAGGCGGUCUCCUAAUGAGAGCAUGAAGACAUGAGGCUGACAUUUUUUAUCCACAUUCACUAAAAACUACAUGGGAAAAAAAGAAGCAGCUGCCAUUUCUAGUAAUGCUUACAUUGUCAUGAUGGAGGGGAUGUGCCAGACCUUUCAAGAGCCUCUGAAAGUUGAAUUUAAAAGUGAAGAGGGAGAUUCUGAAGAGAAGGACUUUGAAGAGGAAGGGAACAACCCCUCACAAGAUAUGAGCCACCUCUUAAUGACUACCUUGGAAAACAGGUCUGUGCACAUUAAGGAAGAGGAUUGUGAAUGGGAGCCCAUCAACUGUAAACAGGAGGGAAUGUGCAUUAAAGUUGAGGAUUUUGAACAGAAGGCUGUAGGCCUUGCAGAUUAUGAACAGAAGUCAGUUGGCACUGAGCUGCAAACUCAGGCAUCUCUUAACAUUGUUAAGGAAGAAGACAUUAAGUCAGAGUUUGUCUCUCAUUUUUUAUCCAUUGGUCCACUUCCAGAACCUUCUUAUGUGUAUCCAAAUGGAAAGGCUUUGGGACUAGAAUCUGGUCUUCAGGAACAUCCCGUCACUGCAAAGUGCGAGACUUUGGACUUUUAUGCACAGAGAACUGAGAAGCCAUCAUCUCCAUGUUGUUCUGAAGAAGGUUUUCAAGAGACUGGCAGCUUCUCCCAAUCUUCAUUUGCUCCAACAUCUAACCAAUGCAGAUCACAACUGAAACAACUAGAUGAAAAUAUGAAGAAAUUGACAUCAGGAUUAGAGAAUUUAGUACCAGUCUCUUUACAAUAUUGUUCUCCACUUAUGAGCAAAACAAACACAGAUGGCAUAAACACUCAUGGAGUGUUACAGAAUACUCACCCAGCAGAUCUGUUUGUCUGCCAAGAAUGUGGUAAAAGUUUUAAACGCAAAUCUAAUUAUAAAGAUCAUCUGUGGAUUCAUACAAGAGAGAAACCACAUUCCUGUGCUGAGUGUGGCAAGCAAUUCUCUAAAAUACGGUAUCUUCAGAGCCACAGAAGAGUUCACACCGGAGAAAAACCUCACUCCUGUUCUGAAUGUCAUAAACGAUUUUCACAAAUUAGCAGCCUUCAGAAACACACAAGAAUACACACAGGAGAGAAGCCAUAUUGCUGUCCUGAAUGUGGGAAACGAUUCUCACAAAUACGAAAUUUUCAGAACCACAAAAGAAUUCAUACUGGAGAGAAACCAUAUUCCUGUUCUGAAUGCGGCAGACAAUUUUCACAAGUAAGUAAUCUUCAGGCACACACACGAAUUCACACUGGGGAGAAACCAUAUGCUUGUUGUGAAUGUGGCAAACGCUUCUCUGAUAAUAGCAGUCUUGGAAAACACAAAAGAGUACAUAAUGGAGAGAAGCCAUUUUGGUGUCGUGAAUGUGGCAAACGGUUCUCCUGUAGCAGUAGUCUUCAGAUACACACAAGAAUUCACACUGGAGAGAAACCAUAUUGUUGUUCUGAAUGUGGCAAACGAUUCUCUGACAGUGGCAGUCUUGGGAAACAUCUAAGAAUUCAUAGUGGAGAGAAGCCGUACUGCUGCUGUGAGUGUGGUAAGCGAUUCUCCUACAGCAGCAAUCUCAGAAAACAUAUUAGAAUUCACACAGGAGAGAAACCACAUUGUUGUAUGGAAUGUGGCAAAAGUUUUUCACAAAUAUGCUACCUCCAAAGCCACAUAAGAAUACACACAGGGGAAAAGCCGUAUUCUUGCUCAGAAUGUGGAAAACGUUUCUCAAACAGUAGCAGUCUUGGGAAGCAUACCAAAAUUCACACUGGAGAGAAGCCUCAUUGCUGUAUUGAGUGUGGCAAGCGAUUCUUACAAAUAAGCCACCUUAAGACACACUCAAAAAUUCACAAUGGGGAAAAGCCAUUUUCUUGUUCAGAAUGUGGAAAACGAUUCUCAAGCAGUAGUAGUCUUGGGAAACAUAGAAAAAUUCAUACUGGAGUAAAACCUCACUCCUGUAGUGAAUGUGGCAAGCGAUUCUUGCAAACAAGCGUGGUUUCGUUGCACAAAAGAAUUCAUACUGGAGACCGACCUCAUCAGUGUUCUGAAUGUGGAAAAAGAUUCUUCCAAAUAAGUCGUCUUCUGAUUCACAAAAGAAUUCACACUGGAGAGCAACCGUAUUGCUGUGCUGAAUGUGGUAAACGAUUUUCACACCUGAAUAGUCUUCAACGACACUCAAAACUUCACACAGGAGAAAGACCUCAUUGUUGUUCUGAAUGUGGUAAACAAUUCUUAGACACAAGCAGCCUUCAAAAACACUCAGUAAUUCAUACAGGAGAAAAGCCAUAUUGCUGUUCUAAAUGUGGGAAAAGAUUCUCUGACAGCAGCACACUGCGGCAGCAUCUAAGGAUUCACACAGGGGAGAAGCCAUAUCGCUGUUCUGAAUGUGGCAAACGAUUCUCGCGCACAAGCAGUCUUCAUAUCCACACAAGAAGUCACACAGAAGAUGACUGAGAGAGAGCUCUGCUAACACAAGGUAGAUCAAAGAAUCAAAAAUCAUAGUGUAGUCAUAAAACUAGAUUUAGCCAUCAAAGUCAAAUGUUUGUACAUAGCUCAAAUAAUUGCAGCUUCAGUCCUAAGUCGCUACUUUACCAUGCAACUGGAGAGACAAAAGUUAAGAAAAGAAAUAACCGAUUCAGUUUUAAAACAAGUUACAUGUGGAAGAUGACAACUUGUUCUAAUUGUUUUAGACCCAUAGAACCUAUCAAGAAACACCAAGGAGCAUGAAGAUGAUUGUGAUUAUUAGGAUUUCUAAUAUAUAAUUAUAACCUCUUUCUGUAUGAGCUACAGAACAAGAAUUUACUGGAGACAAUGCAGGUGUUAUGUCAGGCUGUUACUGUAAAUUAAAGACAAAUUAGUAAUUAAAAGAAAAAAAAAAAAAUUAUCAAGCGAUUUCCAAAGAAAUUUCUGUGUACCAAACACAGAAUACAAAGAAAUGCAGGUUGAAAUAAGAAAAAUAUUGAAAUAAGUAUUUGAAAAUUUUCAAGUUAAUAUAUUAUUGCAGAUCAAAAAAACAUGUUUUACUAUAUGCACCUUCCCAGAGAUUAUAUUUGCACAGUAUGUUUUCCAGUACAAGACUACCAUCAAUGUUUCAAUUCUGUCAUUGUCCUUGCAGCCAGAGCUUCCCAGUGUUAAGAUUUAGCCAGGGAUUUGUCCCUUUCUUACGUAAAUCUUUCCUUAGUUUAAUAUUUUUGCUAUUUUUUAAAUAUAAUUAUGUAUGUUUUGUUAUUGCUAAUGUGUUUGGUCUUUUUGGGUGUUAUUUUUUUAUAUUUUUGUUCCUUAAUUAUUUGUUCUGUGUAUAUUAUGAUUAUUUUUGUGUUAAUGUAUUCAUAUUUAGCUUGGUUGCACUGGCCCCUUUAAACAGAAUAUCAGAGGGUGAGGCCACCAAUUUGAUCUGCUGGAGGACCACCCUCUGCCUAUUUUGCUUUAAGCAGAGAGUCAGGCCCCAUAGAAUGGCAUUGAGUUAGUGGAUUGAAGAUCAUUAGAGUGAGUCAUGUGUUUGAUUUUUCUGGUUUUCUGAUGUUUCUGUGACUUAAGAAUUUAACUGCAGACUGAAUUUGUUUGCCUUUUUAGGCACAUACUUUUUAUUAUUUAUGUAUUACUUUCUCUGAUAUAUCUUUCUAUGUACUAAGUAAAAAAAAAAUCCUUCGUUUUAGAUAUUGCUUUUUUAUUGAAGUUUUGUGAAAUGGGCUAAUGGUGGCAACCGAAUGUCAAAGGAAACACGCAAAUGAAGCCUUACAAUGUACUGAAAAUGCACAUUUGGGAGAUGUAAAUGUUCCUCCUACAUACUGUAACAUGUCAGGUUGUUUAACAUGUUGACUGCUAAAUACGAGCUAAUCCGUAAAAGGCGAUCUAAAGAUGGACGCCACCUACUAGUUAUCUUGUGUGCCAUUUUCAUGGCUGUAGUGCCAAAAACAAGCAUACAGUCAGGUCCAUAAGUAUUUGGACACUGUUUUGUCUUUGUAGAGUAACAUUUUACUCUACUUUCUCCUAUUGUAUUAUUAAUAUGUAGCCUUUGUCAGAAUGUCUUGGAUCUCACAGGUUUACCACUGUUUAUAAGGUAUUAUAGUAUAUAACUUCUCCCCACCUUCCCUUCUACAUUUAUAACCUUAGGCAAUUAGGUGUAGUAAAAGACAAGCAGGAGUUAAAUUACAAUUUAAACUAUGUAUUAUUGAUAAUAUUCAUAAAUAAUAACAAUAUGCAAAGUACAUUUGAAUAUUGGCAACCAUACAACCUGAUAAAUGUUGUUGUGUAGUUUCAGGCGGCACACAGACUUGUUAGUUAUUUAAAAUGUCUCUAGUUAAGGUGUCAUUUGUGGUCGGCUUUCUUCAAAACAGGCCACAUGCCUGUAUCAAUAUGGCUGCCGAGCUGUGCUGUUUAUUGUGUUGUCCUUUUCAGUUCAUGCAUCAGUUUGGUAAGAGAGUGAGGGAGUGAGCAAAUUUAUAGAUCUUCUGUCCAACCCCUAGAGCCAAUAGGGUGUUGUGGUACUUAAAGGCUUCUGAUACAAGCCAGUUCCAAACAGCCAUACUUCAGCCCAAUGGGGGGAUAGAACAUCUUCACAUCUGCCCCUCAAACCAUAUGUUAAGGUAAAGCUUGGCAGUUAGGAAACCUGGCUUUGUGUGGGGGAAGAGAGAGAGACUUUUGCAGAGAAACAUUUGUUUCAAGCACUUCCCCCAACUCUGUCGUAAAAUUCACUUUCCUGACUUAGUUUUGCCUAAGUUACAAAUAAAGACAUACAAAAUAUUUAUCAACUUGUAUGCAAAAUUUCACAUCACAACAGACACUGAUACAAUUGUCAUAAUUUUGGCUUUGUGCACCACCACAAUGGAUUUGAAAUAGAUAGAUAUUUUAUUAAUCCCAAGGGGAAAUUCACAUACUCCAGCAGCAGCAUACUGAAAUGAAGCAAUCAAGAUGUGAUUUAAAGUGUAGAUUUGCAUACAAAACAUUGUAUGUGCCAUUUAGAGAAGACAAACAUUUUUAUACAUGAGCUCAAGCAGGAGCUGAAAAGUAUUUGGACAAACUAACAUAAUCAUAACUAACACUCAUUUUCAAUAUGUGUUUGAAAAUCCUUUCCAGUCAAUGACUGGCUGAAGUAUGAACCCAUGACCUUCUCCAAGUGCUGGGUUUCCACCCUUGUGAUGCAUUGCCAGGCCUUCACUGCUGCUAUCUUCAGGUGCUGUUUGUUUGUUGGACUUUCUGCCAUCACUUUUGUCUUCAGCAAGUGACAUGCAUGUCCAAGUGGGUUGAGGUCAGCUGAUUGACUUGGCCAUUGAAGAAUAUUCCACUUCUUUUCCAUGAAAAAUACUUGGUUAACUUGCCCAGUAUGUUUUGUCUCAUUGUCCAUGUGUACUGUGAAGCAUUGACCUAUCAGUUUUUCAGCAUUUUUCUGAAUCUGAUCAGACAGUAUAGCUCUGUACACUUCAAAUCAUCCUGCAUCUUUUGUCAGUAGCCAUAACAUCAAUAAACACCAGUGAGUGACCUCCACUGGCAGCCAUGCAUGAUCAGGCCAUAACACGGCCUCCACCAUGCUUCACAGAUGAUGUGGUGAUUUACAGAUAAUGAGCCAUUCCUUCUCUUCUCCAUCCAUCAUUCUGGUACAUAUUGAUCUUAAUUUCGUUUGUACAUAUAGAACUGUUCCAAAACUUGACUGUUAUUUUUAAAAAUAUUUUCUGCAAAGUCUAACCUGUCCUUGCUAUGCUUGAGGUUUAUCAGUGGUUUGCACCAUGUGGUAAACCCUCAGUCUUUACUUUCAUGAAGUCUUCUCUUGAUUUUAGACUUUGAUAGGCCUACUUCCUAGAGAGUGGUCUUGGUUUCGCUAAAUGUUGUAAAAGAGUUCUUCUUCACCAAAGGUAGAAUUCUGUCAUUAUCCAUGGCUGUCCAGACUUUUCUUUAAGAAUGUACCAAAUGGUUGAUUUGACCACUCCUGGUGUUUCUGCUGUCUCUCUAAAGGGUUUGUUUUGUUUGCUCAGCCUAAUGAUGGCCUGUUUUUAUUUGCAUGGACAGCUCUUUGGAUCUCAUCUUGAGAGUUCACAGUAACAGCUUCCAAAUGUAAAUUCCACACUUGGAAUCAACUGCAGACCUUCUACCUGCUUAAUAGUAAAUGAAAUAAUGAGGGACCUGCACACAAUUGGCUAUGGAACAGCUUGUCAGUCAAUUGUCCAAAUACUUUUGAGCCCCUGGAAAUGGGAGACCAUGUAUGAAAAUGGCUGUCAUUCCUAAAUGGCUCAUACACCAUUUUGUUAAACCCUUUGAAUUACCUCUGAAAGCCUACCCUUCAAUCAUGCAGUUGCUUCUUCAUUUCAGAUCCAUUGUGGUAACAUAAAGAGCCAAAAUUUGAAAAGUGUGUCACUGUCCAAAUGCCUAAUGGACUUGACUGUAUUUCUGGGUAACACAUGUAAAUAGAGGACAGUGGGCUUCUGAAAUAUGAAAACAAAUUAGUGUAGCAUCACAGAACAGAAUAUUUUACUUUCCGUGAGUUUUACUUGUUAGCCAUAUUUUGGAUAACUUAUUUUGCACAAAAAUAAUCUUCAUAUGUAGAACCCCAACCUUUGAAUAUCCUUAAUGGUUAGCAUCUUACCACUAUGAAGUUCAAAUAGAAACUAUGACAUAUGAUCUGUUAGAGCCAACUGAUUUAUCGUAUAGCUGACAUGUGCAAACAAUUUUCUGUCCCAUGUGCCACUCAAAUACAUUUUAUUUAGAGAAAAUACAUUUUUAUUGUAAGUUUUACUCAAUAACAAAUUUUGUUUAAUUAUUAUAUUAAAAUAACACCCUGAUUCUAAAUUGGUGUCAGGAGCAAAUGUACCUACAGUAUUUCCACUUUGGCAGUCAAUGUGUUAUCAGAAAAGUGCAUAUCAUACUGUUUUUGUAAUUUAUUUUUUUCUUUUCGCAUCUUGAGUAUGGGCAUUCUUUGGUGUUAAGACAAUAUACAGUGAUCCCUCGCUAUAUCGCGCUUCGCCUUUCGCGGCUUCACUCCAUCGCGGAUUUUAUAUGUAAGCAUAUUUAAAUAUAUAUCGCGGAUUUUUUGCUGGUUCGCGGAUUUCUGCGGACAAUGGGUCUUUUAAUUUCUGGUACAUGCUUCCUCAGUUGGUUUGCCCAGAUGAUUUCAUACAAGGGACGCUAUUGGCAGAUGGCUGAGAAGCUAGAUUGCUUACUUUUCUCCCUCUCUUGCGCUGACUAUCUGUGAUCUUUGACGUAUGGGGAUUGAGCAGGGGGGCUGUUCGCACACCUAGACAAUACGGACGCUCGUCUAAAAAUGCUGAAAGAUUAUCUUCACGUUGCUAUCUUUUGUGCAGCUGCUUCCUGAAGCGAAAUGCUGCACGGUGCUUCGCAUACUUAAAAGCUCGAAGGGCACGUAUUGAUUUUUGACUGAAAAACAAACUCUGUCUCUCUCUCUCUCUCUCUGCUCCUGACGGAGGGGGUGUGAGCUGCCGCCUUCAACAGCUUUGUGCCGCGGUGCUUCGCAUACUUAAAAGCCAAACAGCACCAUUGAUUUGUUUGCUAGAGAUUGUUUUCUCUAUCUAUGUGACAUUCUGUGCUCCUGACACGCACUCCUUUGAAGAGGAAGAUAUGUUUGCAUUAUUUUAAUUAUGAGACAGAACUGUCAUCUCUGUCUUGUCAUGGAGCACAGUUUAAACUUUUGAAAAAGAGACAAAUGUUUGUUUGCAGUGUUUGAAUAAUGUUCCUGUCUCUCUACAACCUCCUGUGUUUCUGCGCAAAUCUGUGACCCAAGCAUGACAAUAUAAAAAUAACCAUAUAAACAUAUGGUUUCUACUUCGCGGAUGUUCUUAUUUCGCGGGUGGUUCUGGAACGCAACCCCCGUG
Messenger RNA from Erpetoichthys calabaricus (reedfish), 7882 nucleotides. RefSeq names its product gastrula zinc finger protein XlCGF57.1-like. NCBI's taxonomy places the organism in Eukaryota, Metazoa, Chordata, Cladistia, Polypteriformes, Polypteridae. The transcript is spliced from 6 exons. Gene Ontology annotation, molecular function: RNA polymerase II cis-regulatory region sequence-specific DNA binding; DNA-binding transcription activator activity, RNA polymerase II-specific. Gene Ontology annotation, cellular component: nucleus. The record is from RefSeq and is a predicted model, not a curated record. The coding region runs from base 123 to 2516 and encodes 797 amino acids. Gene Ontology annotation, biological process: regulation of transcription by RNA polymerase II.